Brassica napus (rape) is the source of this 2169-nucleotide messenger RNA. RefSeq lists its product as uncharacterized. Lineage: Eukaryota; Viridiplantae; Streptophyta; Magnoliopsida; Brassicales; Brassicaceae. Bases 1 to 2169 code for a protein of 722 amino acids. The record is from RefSeq and is a predicted model, not a curated record. Gene Ontology annotation, molecular function: catalytic activity. The transcript has 8 exons.
AUGGAGUCUAAGAUCGAGACGCUGACUCUCACUCUGGUGAAUUUGUUUCAUUUGUCAAGAAAACGAGCCGUGACGAUGACUGAACAAGUGAAUCGUUUGGUAUCACCGGAUAGAGGCAGAUCAAAGAAUGCAGCUCUGCCAUCUACAUCUCAAGUGACUUGCAGUAGACUAGAUGUUGAAGGCAUGGACCUACAAAGAACUUCUUCUAGAGAACUAGGAAACUCAUUGCAGGUUGUGAUAGAAGACCUAAGGGAGACGGCGACGGCGAUUUCAGAAGACCCACCUGGUGCCAAGGAAAAGCCUUCUGAAGGAGAGCGUGAUAAGACUUCGAGGACAGAGAACACCCUGUCGGAGGCUGGGGAGGAGAUUGCAGAAUCGGGAGAGGGAUUUCCUCCCCCGUCCUCACCUUGGACGAGGGAUAGGGAAGCAUCGUUACAACCUGUUAUUGAGGAAACUAAUGGAGUGGUAUCAAUGGUGAUCCCAACAGAGGUCUUAUCUGAUGCAAAUCCUUUGUGGAGAUGCUACGUUGUGGGCUAUUUCAUUGGAGAUGCUCCUCAUGUAGGAUCAAUCCAUGCCACUGUAAAUCGGAUCUGGGCUAAUCCAAAGAACAUGACUAAGAUUGAUGUUCAAUUUAUUGAGAAGAAUACAGUCUUUUUCCGUAUCGAGAAUGAACAAAUGAGAGGAAGAGUCCUGCAGAAGAAGUAUUGGCACAUAGUGGAUAUCCCUCUGGUGGUGAAUGAAUGGUCUCCGGAGACUGCAACUCUGAAGCCUGACCUCACUUCCAUGCCAAUGUGGAUUGAUUUGCGGGGGUGCCUAGUCCUUUAUUUUCAGCAAAGGCUGCAUCCAAGUACAGAGAGGUGUAUACGUUUGGAUAUUGCACGACUCCUAGUGGAAGUUAAUCUUCAUAAGGAGCUGGUAGAGAGGAUCGAUUUCCAGGAUGCUAAUGGGGAGAAGGUUUCGGUCGAAUCUGCUAAGGGAAAAGAGAUCUGCACUCCAGAAUCAAAUGAGAUUGCAGAGGUUGGUGUGAGACAGAAUCAGAAUGUGGUGGGAAAGUUAUUGCAGGAGUUAGAAGAUCUGGCAGUGCAGAAGUCAACUGAAGUGGGUUCUUCAAGUGAUCGACUGACUGAGAAGUAUGGUGAGGGAGCAAGAAGUGGUGACAGUACUGACCCACCAUUGAAUGCGGAGGGAUAUGAGGAAGCGUUUGUUCUUAAUAGAACAGAGCAGAAGCAGUGGUCACUGGUGCAAACUGGCUCUACUUAUAACAAAGUACCAAGUGAGACAGGAGAAGGAAAUAGUAAUGGCAUUACGGUAUCCCCAUCUCGUUUCAAUGUUCUGGCUGUUUCAGAGGAUGAGGGAGAAUUAGAUGACAUUGAGGAAGGGGAGCUGGUACCAGUGUUGACUAAGACUGAAGUACCAAGGGAAACUAAGAGAAGGGGUAAAGCUCAGCAGUCUGUUGUCAAUAAAAACUCCAGAAAGAAAGUUGUGAAUUCAAGAGACUUGAGAGUACAGGUCACUAUGUUGCACAAGAGUUCUCAAGCUAUCACUUGUGCAGUUCAAAUACCUGAGACGAAGGAGCAGUUUAUUUGUUCUGCGGUAUACGCUUCUAACUUUGAAGUUGAGCGUAGAGAACUGUGGGAAGAUAUGCGAGGCACACUUGCAGCUUAUAAGCAUCUCGACAUGCCAUGGAUCCUAUUAGGAGAUUUCAAUGUCACGUUAUCUUCAGGGGAACAUUCGCGGGUUCAUGACUAUCUUACUGAUCAGAGAGGGAUGCGACAGUUUCAGGAGCAAGAGACAGAUCCUAUUGGGAAAAAGCUUGAUAGGGCUCUCAUUAAUGGUGACUGGCUGCGCGUUUUCCCUAAGUCUUUUGCCAAGUUCGAAGCUGGUGGAAUUUCUGAUCAUGCCCGAUGUGUUAUUCAGCUGUCUGAGAAUAGAGAGGAGGUGCGGAAGCCUUUCAGAUUUUUCAAUUAUCUGAAAGAGCAUGAGGAAUUUCUACCAACAGUUGCUAAGUUGUGGGAAAGCACAGAAUCACUCCAUCACUCUCGGGCUUCAUUGGGGAUGUUCCAUAAAAAACUUAAGGCCUUGAAGUAUGAGAUGAGACUCAUGAAUAAAACGCAUUAUGGUGAUCUUCCUGCUCGCACCAAGCAAGCUUACGAGGUGAUGUGCGACUGA